Molecule: messenger RNA, 444 nt
Organism: Penicillium crustosum
Lineage: Eukaryota; Fungi; Ascomycota; Eurotiomycetes; Eurotiales; Aspergillaceae
Exons: 2
Coding region: 1-444 (147 amino acids)
Source: RefSeq, a predicted model, not a curated record
AUGGAAGCAGUCAUCUUCCUGUCCUCGGUUACAUUCGUCAUUGUGGUAACAGCUGCCAUUAUACGGGGGCGAUACCGAGUCCGCCUGCAGGUCACAUCAAAAGAAAUGUCUCCUUCACAGAGUUUGGACUUGGAGAGAUUCGACCCUGAAGGAAGUGCACCCGUUCAACCGCCGCAACUACAUCACCAUUCACGACUGGGAAGCAGAAAUUCGAGAUGGCCAGGAUAUACCGACCGACGGACUCAACCAUCGCGAACAAUGGUGGAUCAUUUUGCGUCAUACCGAAUUCCCGAGGAAGCAGAUACCACCAUCCAUCAUUUCCCGCAAGCGCAUUCGCCCCGAAACCUCCCAGCCACAUUUAUGGCCCCGGCUGCACACGCCACAACACCCCCACCAGCCACUGCACUUACCCCACCUGAGGCACCCACUUUAAAUCCCUCAUGA